AAUGAGACAUUUUGCCAGCAAUAAUUGUUUAAUAAGUAAAAUUAAAGAUGGAUUGGCAACUGCUCAUUUUAAUAGACCUGAAAAGCUUAAUGCUGUGCAUCUUGAAAUGUGUGAAGACAUUCUUGAAAGUACCAAACUUUGGAAUGAACAUGCUAUAGUAACUAUAUUAUAAGGGAAUGGUAGAGCAUUUUCUGUUGGAGGAGACUUAAAGUAUUUUAUUAAAUGACAUUAGACACGUUUUUAAUAUAUCUCAAAGAAAAAAUGAUGAAUCAAAUGUAUCUAAAGUUGGUCACUUAGGUGACGAAGCUAAAAAAGCAGUUUAUGCUAUGAGCUCAACUAAGAGCAUUUUAUUAACAAUUAUGAAUGGAUAUACUAUGGGUAUAGGUGCUGGAUUCGGAAUUCAUUCUCAUUUCAGGAUUGCAACAGAGAAUACUAUUUUUGCUAUGCCAGAAUGUAAAGUUGGUAUAGUACCAGAUGGAGGUUGUGGUUUAUAUUUUAGUAAAAUGCCAUAAAAUUUUGGUUUAUAUUUAGGUAUGAGUGGGGAAUAAAUUGAUGGCAUAAAAAUGGCUCAUUUAGGUAUUGCAGACUUUCUUAUUGAAAGUUCAUGCUUACCUGAAAUAGAAGAGGAAUUUGAACAUGCACAUUUUUUAAGAGAUAAAGAAUCUAUUGAAGAGUUCUUACUAUAAAGAUAUUGUAAAAAAAAUAAAACAGAAUUUAAUGUUCCUAAAUAAUUUGGAAAUGUAUUAAGUUUAUAAUCUUUGCCCUCCAUUAUGUCUGCUAUGGAUGCACAAUUUCCACAAUAAGCUGCUCUUAUUAGAAAAAAUAGUUCUUUUACUGUCUAUGCUUUUUAUGAAUCAUUUAUGAAAAAUAAAAAUUCUAAAUUAUCACUUAAAGAUAAUCUAAAAAUGGAAUAAUCUAUUUUAGAUAAAGUUGUUAUGAGACCUGAUCUAGUUGAAGGCUUAAAAAGUUUAUUUGUUGAUAGAUCUUAUAUACCUAAAUUUAAUCCUAGAACUAUUGAAGAAGUAAACCUAGAAGAGAUUCAAAAAUGUUUUGAGCCUUGUUCUAGAAAGUUAUUUGAUGAUUGAG
Messenger RNA from Paramecium pentaurelia, 1086 nucleotides. Lineage: Eukaryota; Ciliophora; Oligohymenophorea; Peniculida; Parameciidae. The record is from the annotation of a GenBank genome assembly.